GGCGCGCCCGGCCGCCGCAGCCGCCGCCGCCGCCGUCGUCGUCGUCGUCGUCGUCGCCGCCGCCGGCACCCCCCCGCGCCGCCCCCGCAGCAUGAUCCGCGGCGCCUGGAUGUACCCCCGCGGGGGCGCCGGCGGCGGGGCGGUGUGCUGCGCGCCGCGCCGCAGCGACAAGCCGGUGGCCGACCCGGAGCGGGCGCAGAAAUGGCGCCUCUCGCUGGCCUCGCUCCUCUUCUUCACCGUCCUUCUCUCCGACCAUCUGUGGCUCUGCGCCGGGGCCAAGCUGCGGGCGCGGGAGCGGAGCGGCGCCGGGCGGCCGCGGAGCCGCGGGCCGCGGGCCCUGCUGGCGGCCGAACCGGCGGGCGGCAGCUGCGAGGCCCUGCUCGGCAACCUCAGCCGGGGCCGGGGCCCCGGCCCCUGCCCCGCCGCCGCCGCCGCCGCCGGCCGCGGCGACCUGGACUCGGCCUGCGCCCGGCUGCACGCCCUGCAGCGGCCGCGGGGCUCGCCGGCCGGCGCGGCCCUCCGCUCGCCCCCCGCCGCCGCCCCCUUCUUCGCCUCUCCCUCCUCCUCCUCCUCCUCCAAGAGGACCUUCCUGCAGGCUUACUUUAGGAACUUCAACCUCUCCUUUUGUGAUACUUACACGAUCUGGGACCUGCUGCGGGAGAUGGCCGGCCCGGACGGCCUGGACUGCAGCGUGGACAACCUGAUGGUGGACUUGGUGGUGGCGGCGGCCGGGGCGCUGGGCGGGGAGGCCUGUAGCAGCUGCGUCCAGGCGUACCAGCGGCUGGACCAACACGCUCAGGAAAAAUACGAGGAGUUCGACCUCUUGCUGGAGAAGUACUUGCAAUCGGAAGAGUACUCGGUCAGAUCCUGCCUGACGGACUGCAAGGCUGUCUACAAGGCCUGGCUGUGCUCCGAGUAUUUCAACGUGACCCAACAACAGUGCCGACACCGGAUCCCAUGCAAGCAAUACUGCCUGGAGGUGCAGACCAGGUGCCCGUUUGUGUUACCGGACAAUGACGAGCUGAUCUAUGGAGGUUUGCCUGGCUUCAUCUGUACGGGGCUGCUGGAGAACCAGCUGCCCGACGAGGAGGCCAAGUGCUGCGAGGUGCAAUGGGACUCCUGCGACCACCCCCCAGACAGCAACGGCAACACAUCCCCCGAAUCCACCGCGUCAGAGUCACUCCAUUUCCACCGCCACGACCCCCACCUCCAUCACCAGCGGCAGAACCACUACCACCUCUACCACCACCACCACCACCACCACCAGUACCACCAGCCCCACUCCCCAUCCUUGCUGCCGGUCUCCGCAGGGUCUCGCCUCGGCAGCAGCAGGAUCAGACUGUGCGUGCUGGUCCUGAUGCUUCUCCACACCAUGGUGUCCUUCUCGAGCGUGCACGGCGGCGGCGGGGCGGCCGGCGGAGGGCUUAGCCUGGAGGCCCUGCCCGCCCUGGAGGAGAGCGUGGCACGGGACGAGUGACACGGAGGGGAAAGCCGACCUCCAAGAAGAACGCCAGAUCUUUUUCCACUAAGGGGGGCACAUGCUAUUCCUCCAAUGGGAGGCACGGGAUUGGGGGUGACGCACACACACACACCCCCGCACAUACCCCCAAGAGCUGCUCGCCGCGGGGCAUCCCCGUGAUGAAGAGUCUCUAAUGCGCACAGGGCUGCGGGACUCGGCUUUGAGAAGGGUUCGGUCAGUAGCAGCCGGGCAGCGUGGCGUGCCCGGCCUCGCCGAGGCGCCGGCGCGGGAAGCUUCUUCUAGCCUUCAGUACAUUCAGACAUCACAGUUGCGGGAUGCCUUCAAAACCUGAGAUACUCCCGUACGUUCACGGGAGUUUAAAUUUGGAAGAAAUUCAAUGCGCUGGUCCGGCGGGGAUGCCACAAAGCAAGAGAAGCAACCGCCGCGGUUCAACAAGAACCGUUUUAAGGGAGAGCACCGAAGAGAGCCCCAAAGAAAGCAUCCUUGCCCUCUUGCCCUUCUCCGUUGGGAGCACGGGAGAUGCCGUUUCUGGCAGCCGAGGCGAGGUCUCUCUCUGCCCCUCUGCUGCCGGCGAGGGCCGGGCUGGGGGGUCCCGGCACGCCGGCGGGCACGAGGCGCGGGGGGGACCUCGGCAGGGACCGGGAUGGCUUUGCCUGUGUGUGUGUGACCAGGCUGCUUGUGACCGAACCCUUCUCAAGUGCUCGUGAAAUGUCGGUGGUUACAGAGCUCAGACCUACAACAAAAAAGGUCCUUUUACAGUACGUGGUGGCGGGGUGAAAAAAACCAACAAAACCAACCAUACUGCUGAAGUCAAAAUAUUCUUUCUAAUCCCCCUGCCCGGUUUCUCUUUCUUUCCAGCUUUCUUCCUCUGCCUCCCGGACCCUCCCUCUCUGUUCCCACCCCCCUUCUGUUUCUCUUUCUCCCCUCUGUCAUAAGAAAGUGACUGUGUCCUCGAGGGGACAGUUUUCUUAUGCCAUUUUAUACACUGUGCUUCAUGUUUAGAACUUUUUUGCACUAGUUCCUAUUACAUUUAUUUUCCAAAAUGGUUUGACAGAAAACAAACAAAAAAACCCAACAAAAACACAAAACCAUGCUAUAAUUCAGUUGUAUUAAAAAUAUUAUCCUACUACUCUCUGUGUUCAAUAGUCUCUGUACCUGUAAUGCUUUCAGUUCUGUUGUAUUUUGGGGCAGAGGUUUUCUCCGCUCCUUGUUUAACCCAGUAAAGAAAUAAAAUGUUAAGAAUUGAUGAUAA
Messenger RNA from Aquila chrysaetos chrysaetos, 2732 nucleotides. RefSeq names its product NALCN channel auxiliary factor 2 (gene NALF2). The coding region runs from base 92 to 1477 and encodes 461 amino acids. The transcript is spliced from 4 exons. Gene Ontology annotation, biological process: calcium ion import across plasma membrane. The record is from RefSeq and is a predicted model, not a curated record. Gene Ontology annotation, molecular function: stretch-activated, monoatomic cation-selective, calcium channel activity. NCBI's taxonomy places the organism in Eukaryota, Metazoa, Chordata, Aves, Accipitriformes, Accipitridae. Gene Ontology annotation, cellular component: plasma membrane.